UUAAAUCAAAACCAGGGUCGAGAUGACGCUAAGAAUGUUGCGACAUAAAGUAGGAAUGCGGCUGGACAAGAUGCCUAGCGGAACAAGACUACGUAGGGAGGGAAAACCCUAGUUGAUAGAACUGAAAACAUUGUUCUAUGACACGGUUUUAUUCUCAAAGAGAUUGAGGAAAUCAAUCGGAGGAUAUGAUGAGACAAACGAUAACGGCUGAGUGGACUCUGGGCUAGGAUGCGCCAAGGGGACUGCCUAUCCAAACGGACAAUUACACACCUCUGAGGGAAAUGUAUUGAUUUCCGAAUGGAUUUUGUUCUACAUUGCACGAAAUGGAAGGAAUGUUUUUGAUUUUUAUCAAUAUAGCUUACCACAUUUUGACCUAGGAUAUUUUAAUGCGUGUUAGCCAAAUUGUUUUGUGUUGCGUGCCUCUACUCGUAGACAGCUAGAAAUGUCUUUGUUGGAAUUGAAUAUGCGGUGUGGUGUAAAACAUACGCCUACUGAACAGGGAGAGAAUGAUUCUCAUUUACCGGGAAUGAACACCACACUAAUCCCGUGUCAAAACGGUAGUGGUAUUCGUAGGAUGAAAUACUACGAUAUAACAUGGACAGUGUCAAGACUCCGCGCAGUGGCCGAAUGUCUGAGACAACUUCGGCUGCUUUUUGAGGACUGUUGCGAGCUGGAUGGUCCUAACCAGCUGAAUGUGUCCAUGGGGCUCCAGGCCCUACAGCAGUCUCUCCAGCCCCUGGCGGAAUGCUACCCAUCCACGGGUCGGGCUCCAGUCAGCCACGCCUUCACCAUGCUGCGUCUCUCCCUCACAGAUGUGAAGGUCCCCAGCAAAUCGGAGACCAAGCGCUACAGUGAGAUCUUCCGGGACUUCGAUAAUUUUGAACUCUCUCUGGUCAACUCCACUGUAGAGGAGAUGUUUCUAGACGCUGACUCCCAGUCAAUCGCUGAGACCGUCUCCACGGAAACCACCGACAACACCGAGCUGGAUCACGUGACGUGUGAGGAUGUCUACCCCCCAGAUGGUGAUGACAAAGAUGGAGGUCUAUCAGCCCAGGAAGCAGACCUGGCCCUGUGUCGCUGUGAGGGAGGUGUGGAGCUGGCCCUGCAGUAUGCCAAGAUGUGGUGCCGCUACGCCAAGGACCUGCUGGCCUGGAUGGAAAAGAGAAUCAGCCUGGAGCAAGAGUUUGCCAAGAACAUCGUAAAGGCAGCAGAAACAGCUAAGUCCUGUGUGGCUCAGCAGGACAUGAUGCCUCUGCAGUACAUCUACACCAUGGCCCUGGAGCACGACGUGAAGACCAGCCAGUCUACUAAACAGACAUCAGAACUGCUGCAACAACGCUGCUACCAGGCCCUGGCAUCCAAGAAGAAUGAGAUUGAUAAGUGGCGCAGGGAGUUCAAGGAUCAGUGGUCCAGAGAACAGAGGAGGAUGAAUGAGGCGGUGGCGGCUCUGAAGAAGGCUCGUCAGCAGUACCUGCAGCGCAGCGAGGACCUGGAGAAGACCAAGGCGGUGACGGCCAAGGCCGGGGACGAGCUCACAGCGGGAAACAAGACCCUGGACAAGAGGAGGAAGUCACGUGACGACGCACAUUCAAAGGUGAUAGAGGCAGAGAUGCAGUACAGACAGUGUGUGUGUGAGGCCCAUGACCACCAGGGCAAGCUGGAGAGAUUGAAGGAGAAAAUCAUAGUUCACACCCGCAAACUCAUCUGCCAGGGGGACACUGUGCUCAAGGAGGCCACAGUGAACAUGUUCUACUUCCAGCGUCAGCAGACGGAGCCGGUUCCCCUGGGUUACCACAACCUGGAGUUGACCUGCAGGCCGUGUGAACCCGGGGAGCCCUACCUGCUCUACAUCUUCAGGAAGAGAAGCCAAGAACAGCCCCUACAAACCUUCACCUUCCAGGAGUUUGUCCCUCAGAACAAGAGUGGCCGUCGUAAGACCAGCAACCCCAGCUCUCUGCAGGACUCCUUCUCCCUGCCUGAAGAAAGUCCAGUUAAACGUAAGGGCUACAGUGACAGUGAGAGCAUAGGAGGCAGUCUGGAAUCUCUGUCCAGCCCAGCCCAUGGCAACAGGAUGCUUCUUAAAGCCCCCUCCACAGGGACCAUGUCAUCAGACGACCUGGAUGAGAGGGACAUGGGCACCGUCCUGGAAGGAGAUUGUGUGGAGUCCACUCCAGAGGGGAACGGUGCGGUGGGGAAGGUACGGCCUACGUCCCGAGCCGCGCUGACGCACCGAUUCCGGAAGAUGAAGAGCAAGAUGGUGAAGUGCAAACAGUGUGACACCUACAUUGUGGUCAACGGCAUCGAGUGUGAGGAGUGUGGCGUGGCGGUCCACAGGAAGUGUCUGGAGGUGUUACAGCAUGAGUGUGAGAACAGGAAGGGCGUUCUGUUUGGCGUGGGUUUCUCCCUGUUGCCCCGGGACCGGCCUGACGAGGUGCCCUAUGUGGUCCAGCGCUGCACGGCCGAGAUAGAGAGCAGGGCCCUCACUCUACAGGGGGUGUAUCGUAUCAGUGGGUCGAAGCCUCGUAUCCAGAAGCUGUGUCAGGUCUUUGAGACCCAGGGGGACCAAGUCGACCUCUCUGACCUUUCACCUCAUGACGUCACCUCGGUCCUCAAACACUUCUUCAAGGAGCUUCCAGAGCCGCUGUUGACCUUUGACCUGUACAAUGACUUCAUCGGGGUGGGCAAGGAGAUCCAGCGUCUCAGUGAGAGGGAGGCGGCAGCAGAGACUCCUGGGAUAGUGAAUGACCUCACAUAUAACCUGAGAGACCUGCUGGAGAGACUGCCCCCAUACCGCUACUUCACACUGCAGCAUAUGAUGCGUCACCUUCACAGAGUAUCAGAGAACUACGAGGAGAACAAGAUGUCUCCCAGUAACCUGGGCAUCGUGUUUGGUCCGACCCUGCUGCGCCCGCUGGUGUCUGUAGACGUGUCCAUGGUGGCCCUACUGGAGACCACCUACCAAGCCCUACUGGUGGAGUUUCUCAUCACACACCACCAACACAUCUUUGAUGCUCCACCUCCCGCCCCCACCACCCCCCUCCCUGACACCCCUCCUCGGGCGAUGUGUUCAGGGGGGGGCCAGAAGACUGUUGCUGGGGUUGACCCUGGGUCCCAGGACCCCCCCACUAGAGGAGCCUCGUCCAAAGAACGCCCCCGUUCCCUAGAGACUCGUACAAUCAAGAGAGACUCGAGCGAGGGUUAUAUAUCUGACAAGUCGUCGUCCAAUGAGGCAGUGGACCAGCUCAGCCCUGAAGCCAGUGAGAGAGCAGUCGUGGCUGUGAGGGGGGCAUCAACAGAGGCUGCUGCUCUGGGUGAUCUGGUAGGGGGUCCAGAGCCAGCUGACUCUCCCUCCGUGGGGACCCAGCCACGGAGCCACUUCAACAGGCAGCCUGUCAAGUACCAGCGCCAGCCCACCCCGGGUCUCCGCCGCUCCGCGGGCACUACCAGGGCUGGGCUGCUCGGGGAAGAGGAGGAGGAGGAGGAGGAUGAAGAGGAGGAGAGGAAGAGAAACCACCCGAGGAGCGCAGACAGCAGCCGUAGCCCCUCCCCAGAACCUGAAUCUGUCAGCCAGAGAAGGAGAAUCCUUCGAUUGGAGCUUCCCCCCGAGACAACUGCCUACCACCUGCUCAGCCAGGCUGGAGGCCACGCCCCAGAGAGCCAGAAGGAAAGAGAGAAGACACGCCCAUAUGAGGUUCCACAGGGCAGGCUGCGGGCAGGGACAGUGGUAGUAGAAACAUCAGUAGCUGAAACAACAGCAGUAGCGGCAGGAGCCAAUCCGACGCCGAGCACCGGUGCUCAGGAGGCGGGGCUUAGGAGUUGGUCUGCCACAUUGUCUCAGCUGAACGUGAACCAGUCCAAUAACAGGCAGGGGUGGGUGGGUGAGAGGCGGAGACUAAGCGGAGAGGAGGGUCUGAGUGGCCCGGCCCGGAAGAUCCUGUCAGGGCUGAAGCUCAGACGUAGCCACUCAGGACUGCAGCAACACUUUGUCUGAGGAGGAGGAAGGUUGGAACUUUGAACCAUAGAAUUAGAAUCACAUUCGAGAAUGGACAUUCCUCAUUCAAGUCAACGUUCCGUAGACUGACAGGAUUCUAUUUCUAUGGUUAAACCAAUAGAAGGGAUGAAUUGUAUUGUGUAACGUCAAGUGUUUUUUACAAAUACAGUGAAAAAUGACAUACACUCAUGAUUACUCGAAUACUCAUAAAUACAGAACAUACUAACAUACAGUACCAGUCAAAAGUUUGGACACACCUACUCAUUCAAGGGUUUUUCUUUAUUUGUACUAUUUUCUACAUUGUAGAAUAAUAGUGAAGACAUCAAAACUAUGAAAUAACACAUAUAGAAUCAUGUAGUAACCGAAAAAGUGUUAAACAAAUCUAAAUAGAUUUUAUAUUUGAAAUUCCGCGAAGUAGCCACCCUUUGCCUUGAUGACAGCUUUGCACACUCAUGGAGUUCACUCAACCAGCUUCAUGAGGAAGGCACCUGUAAUGCAUUUAAAUUAACAGGUGUGCCUUGUUAAAAGUUAAUUUGUGGAAUUUCUUUCCUUCUUAAUGCGUUUGAGCCAAUCAGUUGGCAAGGAAGGGGUGGUAUACAGAAGAUUUGGUAAAAGACCAUAUUAUGGCAAGAACAGCUCAAAUAAGCAAAGAGAAACGACCGUCCAUUACACAUACUUUUAAGACAUGAAGGUCAGUCAAUUCGAAAAAUUUCAAGAACUUAAAGUUUUUUCAAGUGCAGUCGCAAAGUUGUGUAGACCGCCACAGGAAAGGAAGACUCGGAGUUACCUCUGCUGCAAAGGAUAAAUUCAUUAGAGUUUACUGCACCUCCGAUUGCAGCCCAAAAAAAUACUUCACGGAGUUCAAGUAACAGACACAUCUCAACAUUAACUGUUCAGAGGAGACUGCAUGAAUCAGGCCUUCAUUGUCGAAUUGCUGUAUAGAAACCACUACUAAGGGACACCAAUAAGAAAAAGAGACUUGCUUGUGCCAAGAAACACAAGCAAUGGACAUUAGACCGGUGUGAAUCUGUCCUUUGGUCUGAUUAGUCCAAAUUUGAGAUAUUUGUUUCCAACCGCUGUGUCUUUGUGAAUAGGAAUAGGAAUAGGUGAACGGAUGAUCUCCGCCUGUGUGGUUCCCACAGUGAAGCAUGGAGGAGGAGGUGAUGGUGUGGGGGUGCUUUACUGGUGACACUUUCAGUGAUUUAUUUAGAAUUCAAGGAACAUUUAUCCAGCAUGGGCUACCACCGCAUUUUGCGGCGAUACGCCAACCCAUCUGGUUUGUGCUUAGUGCGACUAUCAUUUGUUUUUCAACAGGACAAUGACCCAAAACAAACCUCUAGUUUGUGUAAGGGCUAUUUGACCAAGGAGAGUGAUGGAGUGCUGCAUCAGAUGACCUGGCCUCCACAAUCACCCGACCUCAACCCAAUUGAGAUGGUUUGGGAUGAGUUGGAACGCAGCGUGAAGGAAAAGCAGCCAACAAAAGCUCAGCAUAUGUGGGAACUCCUUUAAGACUGUAAGAAAAGCAUCCCUCAUGAAGCUGUUUGAGAGAAAGCCAAGAGUGUGCAAAGCUGUCAUCAAGGCAAAGGGUAGCUACUUUGAAGAAUAUAAAAUAUAUUUUAAUUUGUUUAACACUUUUUGGGUUACUACAUGAUUCCAUAUGUGUUAUUUCAUAGUUUUGAUGUCUUCACUAUUAUUUUACAAUGUAGAAAAUAGUUUUAAAAAAUAAAGAAAAACCCUGGAAUGAGUAGGUGUGUCCAAACUUUUGACUGGCACUGUAACUCAUCACAGUUAUGCACAUAGAUAUAUAAAUGAAACGCUCACCAAAGGGCCUACUCACACACUGUCCAUACACACUGUCUAUAUACACUGUCUAUAUACACAGACACACAUAGCCAAAUCUAGACUUUAAAUAAUUAAGCCCUAUACUGUAUGUAUAAUUUGCAUCAACAUCCGUUGUAAUGCUAUCAUCAGGACUUCCGUGACAAUUCCAGUCAUGCACACUACACUGUGUGUGUCUUCAAUAGAAACCAAACUGAACCAAAUGGGGAGGGACCUACCUGAAUAUGUCCAAUAGAAACUCUGGUAGCACUUUAUAGCAACUCCAUGUAAUAAAGCAUUUGUAAUGGAUUAGUAAAUAGUUUAUUCAUUUUUUUUCUUAAUCAAUUCUCCAUUCAUAAGAUGUUUAAUAUAGGUCAUUGAAGCCAUUUGAAGAAUCAUUAGUUACGUCGUUUUGCGUGGCCUCAUAUAAAUGGUGUGCAAUUUACACUUUAUAAAUACUUUAUAAAUGUUCUGAGUGACCAGUGUAAUUUCUCACAAAAAGCUGGACAUGCCAUUGGUAGACAGUCGGUCCAGCUGUACCUGAUGCUCCUUAAUUAAGGUCUGAAACAUACAGUAUCAAUGGUAAAAGAAGUAAGUACACAACACAGGAUGUUUAAAGGUCCAAUACAGACGUUUUUAUCUCAAUAUCAAAUCAUUUCUGGGUAACAAUUAAGUACCUCACUGUGAUUGUUUUCAAUUCAAAUGGUCAAAAAUAAAAAAGUCAAUUCUUAGCAAACAGAAAUUUCUCAAGCAAGAAUUUUGCUAGUGGUCUGAGUGGGGAGGGGAAAACUUAAAAACUAGCUGAUAUUGGCAGAGAAUUUCGAAGCUCUUAUACUAAAAGGGCAUUAUCAUAAUUUUCACAAUUUCACUGAAUUAUUCCAAUAUCAUAUUGUGGAAAUAUAUAUAAAACACAGGAAAAUCUAGUGUUUGACUGGAGUGGGCCUUUAAAUUAAGGAAAUAUAUCAAACAUUUUAUUCACGAAAACUGUUGUAGGAAGAGGUGUAAUGUAGAGGUCUGCACCAGACUGAUUUAUUCAUCCCGCUCCUGCCUGCACCCGCUCUCGCCCACACCAGCAGUUUUUCAAACCGCUGCUGGCUUUCUGACUCCCACCCGCUACUGCAAGAACUGGUCCCGAACCCAACUGCAGUCCCGCAAUGUUAUUUUAUGCUUAUGUGGCCCAGCUCACUCCACCCUGUCUCGCACAGGAAUGCAGCCCUCUAUUGUAACGUGAAUGUUUUGCUAAUCUUGUCAACCUCACAAACGCAAACGAGUCAUACAACUGGGAGAUGUAGCCUACAUACAACAGCUGGCCAGAUCGGUUGUUCUCUCUUAUUCAUUCAUUACUACUGAUAGGCCUAUGUGAUUGAGGUAGAUAUGUUCCAUGUAUGAUUUGCAGAUAGAAAUAUGACAUGUAGAACUUUUAAAUCCUUCCAGUCUUUUAACCACACACUAUUUUCACACGGUUUGUUUUUUUGGCGACACUUUUACUGGGCCUUUAAAAUGUAGUCACUCUUUAAACAUAAUGGGAUAGUUCAGCUAAAUUAUGAAUUCAGAUAUUUGUUUCCCUACCUCGCAAGCUGUACUGUACUGACUGCUCCACGCGUUGGUUUUGGUAGAAAUGUCACUGCCAAGAAACGCUAAUGAUAGCAUUUUCAGACGAAAAAACGUUGUUCUACUCAGCAUAGAAUGUGUCUGAAGUUACACAUCGCACUAUUAUUACAACAUUGGGACUGUUUCGGAAUAAAAUGUUAAAUAUAUUUAAAAAUCCUCUGUAUUGUGUGCUUAUUGUUUAACCAUUGAUAUGUUCUAGGGGCCAUUUUGAGACCUGCAGCAGGUACUGCUAGAAUGUCUACCAAUGAAUGGCAUGUCCAUCUUUUAAUGAGAAAUUACACUGGUCACUCAAAGCGUUUAUAAAGUAUAAAUAGCCCACACUUUAGAUCAUGCCACGCAAAAAUACUUAACUAAUGAUUAGACAAUGGUUUAUACGGACCUAUAUUAAAAUUGUAUGAAUGAGUAAUGACUAAUAAAUGAUGCAUGAGCUAUUUUACUAAUCCAUUAUAAAUGCUCUAUUACAUGGAUUUAUUAUAAAGUAAUACCGACACAUGUUUCCAUUGUGAAACGUUUUGCUACUGUACGGUGUGCACUAAUGAAUACACACUAUAUCUCUAACAAGCCAGGAUUGGGCCGGAAACCAAUAGCCAGCUCUGGUAUAGAAGGGACACCAUAACCUAAAUAUAGCAGGAGAAGCACUGUAGUAACCUCUUUAAGGAGAAGUCCACGUGUUUCCAUCCCAAAUGGCACUCUAUUCCCAGUAGUACAUUACUGUUGACCAGUGCCCUAUGUAAGGAUUUGGAAUAGGGUUCCGUUUAGAACACACAUUCACUGUAACCCCUUUAACGAGGAAGCACACUCUCUCUCCUAAAUUCAGGCGAACUAGUUUCUCAGGGUUUCUAUGGGGGGUCAUUUUUUUGUAAAGUGAAUCUGGACGGCUCUGAAAUAUUUGUAACUGUAACUAUGAACUGCUCUGAAUAUUUGGAUAGAGUUUGAGAGUUUUUGGGGAAAAGUAUGCUCUAUGCAGCAGCGCACACAGACGAAGGCUAGAUAGACUGCCCACUUACGGUCACAGGGCUGGACAAUAAAUCGCUGUCUUUACUAUAACCUCAUCCUCUUGAUGAAUUCUGUAAAAAGUCCCCCCCCCCCCAGUUCUGACACGAGUGUUUCCUGCACUGUUCGCCACUCCCUUAAAAACGUGAUUGCCAGGCUUCCACUGUAAACAAACGGUCGAUACAUGUGUGAUUUUUCUAUUAGGGUUUUAUAGGAAGCUCAUCGGAAUGCUGUAAGAUUUCUAUUAAUAAACACAUAUAAAGAUGUACUUACA
Messenger RNA from Oncorhynchus kisutch (coho salmon), 8687 nucleotides. It is a transcript of the gene gmip, whose product is annotated as GEM interacting protein. Gene Ontology annotation, molecular function: GTPase activator activity. Lineage: Eukaryota; Metazoa; Chordata; Actinopteri; Salmoniformes; Salmonidae. Bases 443 to 3991 code for a protein of 1182 amino acids. The record is from RefSeq and is a predicted model, not a curated record. Gene Ontology annotation, cellular component: plasma membrane. Gene Ontology annotation, biological process: activation of GTPase activity; signal transduction; negative regulation of GTPase activity. The transcript has 21 exons.